Messenger RNA from Pimephales promelas (fathead minnow), 381 nucleotides. RefSeq names its product complexin 4b (gene cplx4b). Gene Ontology annotation, biological process: synaptic vesicle exocytosis; regulation of neurotransmitter secretion; neurotransmitter transport. The record is from RefSeq and is a predicted model, not a curated record. Gene Ontology annotation, cellular component: terminal bouton; SNARE complex. NCBI's taxonomy places the organism in Eukaryota, Metazoa, Chordata, Actinopteri, Cypriniformes, Leuciscidae. Gene Ontology annotation, molecular function: syntaxin binding.
AUGUCUCAUGAUGGGAUGUCCAGGGAGGAAUAUGAGGAGUAUCAAAAGCAGAUGGUGGAGGAAAAGAUGGAGAGAGAUGCAGAAUAUUCUACAAGAAAAGCAGAAAGGGCUUGUUUGAGGACUUGUUUAAGAGAAAAAUAUCGAAUUCCAAAGAGCGAACAGGACGAGAUUAUGAUUCAGCAGGCCGGAGAUGACAUUGACGUGCCAGAAGAACUGAUCAAGAUGGUGGAUGGAGAGGCGCCGCCGGAGGAGGAAAAGGAAUCCAUCAUGGAUCAAAUGCAGAACCUUCAGAACAUGGAUAUGGAGCAGAUCAAAGAAAAGGCUCAGGCCACGUUUGUGGAGAUGAAAUCCAAGGCUGAGGAGAAGUGCACUGUUAUGUAA